Messenger RNA from Thalassophryne amazonica, 1287 nucleotides. RefSeq names its product coiled-coil domain containing 84 (gene cenatac). The transcript has 11 exons. Bases 184 to 1242 code for a protein of 352 amino acids. The record is from RefSeq and is a predicted model, not a curated record. NCBI's taxonomy places the organism in Eukaryota, Metazoa, Chordata, Actinopteri, Batrachoidiformes, Batrachoididae.
GAAGAAGAAGAAGAAGCAGGGGACUAAGGACAAAACAAAACAUGCCAGUAUUCUCUUUUUUUUUAACACCGAUUGAGAGAUUUUGCGUCGAUGUAAAUAUAAUCAUAAACGUUCAAAAUGAAUGCUAGUUCAUUUUAGCUUGGGUUAUUCAUCAGCACGGUGGUUGUGCUGGCUUUGAGGGCGAUGGGCGCAUAUUACUGCGCCAUAUGUCGGCAAACAACGUUCUCUGGGAAAGGCCACAUCUUUGGAAAAAGCCACCAAAACAGACUAAGAGUGGUUCUUCUCAAGUUCUUAGAAAAGGUGAAGGAAGCUCGCCGAACAAUUAAAAAACCACAGGUAGAGAAGUUUGAUUGUAUUCAACAUGAGCAGAUGUUCUGGUGUUACUGCUGUGAGCUUGAAAUUCAAAGAAAUGUUACUGAUGGCAACAUCACUGUACUGCAUGGAGGAUUGUUGGAGCACAUGGCCACACCACAACACAAGAAGAAUACACAUAAGUUCUGGUGGGACAAUAAAGCUGAUCCCAAGCUAAAAGAUAAGGUCAUCAUCACAGAAGAGGAGGCUGAAAGGUUUAAAACUGAGGUGGCAAAUGUUUUGGACACAUUUGUGGAAAAGCAAGAUGAAUUUAUUAAACAGCAAGCUGAUUGCAUCCGGGCUCAGGAGAAAUAUCGUCAAGAGGUUCUUCAGUCCCACAUUGAGCGUAACACAGAGUCAGAGUUGUCUAAUGGACCUAAAGGCCCAAGUGUCUCUGCAGAAGAUGCUGUCAGCUCUCACAUCAGGCAUCAGGGACCUGAUCAGCAUGGGGGUUCCAGCUUUGGUGACCCAAUGAUUGAAGUUAUGUGGGAUGGAACCGGACAGGGCCUGACUUUCAUUGGCUAUCAGGAUUCCUCAAACAGUGGCAACGUUCAUACAGGAGCCGUGCCUCCUUGGCUUCAGGAUGAUCCUCUGGAGGGGAGCUCUGGAGCAGCAGUACGUCCAGAGAUUGGCCCCUCUGUUCAAGAGUUCCUCAAGCACAAGGAACAAGAGAAGCUGAGGAAGCUUCCUCCAAACAGAGUAGGGGCCAACUUUGACCACAGCUCUCACACAGAUGCCAACUGGCUUCCAUCUUUUGGUCGGGUGUGGAACAGUGGCCGACGCUGGCAGUCCAGGCAUCAGUUCAGACAAGAAGAAGGUCAGAAGAACAGACAAAAAAGGAAGCGAGACCACAGCACAGAGGAAUCAAAGAAAAUGAAGACAUCCAAGUAGCUGAAAUUACAACAGCCCUCUCAUUGAAGAUUGAGAAUUCAUCAG